This is a messenger RNA of Beauveria bassiana ARSEF 2860, 204 nucleotides long. RefSeq lists its product as uncharacterized. Lineage: Eukaryota; Fungi; Ascomycota; Sordariomycetes; Hypocreales; Cordycipitaceae. The coding region runs from base 1 to 204 and encodes 67 amino acids. The record is from RefSeq and is a predicted model, not a curated record. The transcript is spliced from 3 exons.
AUGAAGCUCUCAUCAGCCGUUUUCUUCUUUACUGCAAUUGUCCCAUGGGCUAGUGCCCAGUCCGGCUGUGUUAACCAGGCCAGCCCGCGUCUGGGAAUUGGCAAUUACUGCUGGUGCAGCUCCAACCGCAAAUGCUAUUCUAGCGGCGUCAAGGAUGGCCAGCUGGUCUGCGAACCAGUCGGUCGUCGCAUUCCAUGCCCAUAA